Tarenaya hassleriana is the source of this 991-nucleotide messenger RNA. RefSeq lists its product as uncharacterized. The transcript has a single exon. The record is from RefSeq and is a predicted model, not a curated record. NCBI's taxonomy places the organism in Eukaryota, Viridiplantae, Streptophyta, Magnoliopsida, Brassicales, Cleomaceae. Bases 139 to 951 code for a protein of 270 amino acids.
CGCUGGACUCCAAAUAACAAACCUGAAAAAUCACGCCACGACGGCUUCUUCUUAUCUGCAAAAACCAAAUCAAUUCAUCUUUCUCUCUCCUCUGAUUAAAGACUGCUCGUCGUCCCCUCUCUCGGAUAAGAAUCCGCCAUGAAAAUAAAGAACAAAGGUAAAGUUUAUCCAUCUCCUCCUUCGAGCUCUCUCAAUGGAGAUGGCUUUCUCUCUGUCUUGAAGCUUCUUCCCGCCGCGAUCCUUGUUCUCGCUUCGGCUCUCUCAGCCGACGACCGUGAAGUCCUCGCUUACUUGAUCACUAGGUCCCUCAAAACCACCACCGCCGUCUCCGCCGUCGGAAAGUUCAGGAGCCCCUCCUCGUCGUCUUCCUCCACGGCUCAUGACUCUAAGAAGAAGAGGAAUAAAUCUGGGAAAAAAGGUGAAACCCAUCAACCACCGGAGUUCGAUUGUGAGUGUUUCGAUUGUUACACCAGCUACUGGUUCCGAUGGGAUUCAUCGCCGAAUCGCGAGCUCAUCCACCAAGCCAUCGAGGCCUUCGAAGAUCAUCUGAUUAGAGGCGAAGCCUCUGCUUCCGCUUCUUCCCAGAAAUCCAAGAGAAACAGCGGCAGGGGCAAGAAGAAAGAGAAAUCCGGUCGUCGGGGAGGAGACAAGCCCAAACCCGCCGAGCCGUUGAUCCAAACCGACGAAUCUGCCGCCGAUGACUCCGCCGUUUCCGAUCAAAUCCCCCUCCUGUCCCCUGCGGGCUCGCCGGGCAGAUUGACCGACGAGGGAGGUCCUAACGUAGCGGAGAGAAAAAAGGAGGAGGUAGCCGGGGAGAGACCGGAGAGUUCGCCGGUGAUUGUACGGACGCCGGCGGGAACUGAACGGAAGGGUUUGGCGAGGAAGGUGUUGCCGGACGUGUUAGGUUUAUUCAAUUCGCGUUUUUGGAGCCUCUGGAAUCCGAACGCGUAAGAUAUCAUCGGAACUAAUGCUCCUUUUGCUUUUUUUUUUU